CUGAAAAUAGGGCUGUGUUUUAAAAUUAAAAAACCUAGGAGGGUUUAGUUCACUUCCAGGAGCAAAUUCUAUUUAUAUUCCUUGCCUGUUUGGUGAAGGUUAAAGCAGCAAAUGGAUGAUUUCUGUUACUCUUGCAGCCAAGCUGGUUUGCACCUGCCCUUCCUUCGGAUUAAACCAGCAAGGCCGAGAGGAGGGUAUUGGUGUGUAGGCAGCUCAGUGUCUCUGUAUACAUUGCCCAGGCUCUUGUGCCCUGAAGAGGUCAUUCCAGCUUCGCUUUAUUUUCAAGUGAGGGUUACAUACAGCAAACUGUCUUGCUGGGCAUAAAUUCUUUUGUCUCGUGAGACAAGCAGAUGCCGCCUACUACUACUAAAGCAGCAAACAACAGAGUUUGUGAGAAGAAAUUGCUUUUGGUGUGAUUGGAGGAGCUUCAAAGAUGUCCAAAACUAACAAAUCGAAAUCUGGAUCCCGCUCCUCCCGAUCGAGAUCUGGAUCAAGAUCACGUUCCCGUUCCUUUUCCAAGUCCCGCUCCCGCUCCCGUUCUGUCUCACGAUCAAGAAAACGUAGGCUCAGUUCUAGGUCUCGUUCAAGAUCAUAUUCUCCAUCUCAUAAUAGAGAAAGGAACCACCCAAGAGUCUAUCAGAACCGAGAUUUCAGAGGUCAUAACAGAGGGUACAGGAGACCGUAUUAUUUCCGUGGGCGGAACAGAGGAUUUUAUCCGUGGGGCCAGUAUAACCGAGGAGGCUAUGGAAAUUACAGGUCCAAUUGGCAAAAUUAUCGCCAGGCCUAUAGCCCUCGCAGGGGACGGUCGCGUUCUCGGUCCCCAAAGCGGAGGUCCCCAUCACCAAGGUCUAGGAGCCAUUCUAGAAACUCCGAUAAGUCAUCUUCUGAUAGAUCUAGGAGGUCUUCAUCUUCUCGGUCUUCCUCAAACCACAGUCGUGUAGAGUCUUCCAAGAGAAAGUCUGUAAAGGAGAAAAAGUCCUCAUCCAAGGACACGCGGGCAUCACAGGCUACAGGAGAUAAUCAAGGUGAAGAUUCGAAGGAGCAGUCAUUUUCUGGAGCAGGUGGUCAGGAUGUCAAGGCAUCUGAGGGGUCAAAACCAUGGCAGGAUAUGACCAGCUAUGGGUCAGGCUCAGUUUCGAGAGCUUCUGUGCCAGAUCUUAGCCCAAGAGAGCGCAGCCCUGCCCUAAAAAGUCCCCUCCAGUCCGUUGUGGUGAGGCGCCGUUCACCUCGGCCAAGCCCAUUACAGAAGUCCAGCCCUCCACUCUCCAAUCCUUCGCAGAUGAGUUCUGUUCUACAAAGUGGCGCCUCGUUUCAGGCAGGCUCACAUCAGGGCACGUUUGAGCACAGUUCAGCAGGUUUGAGCCCAACAAGGAAGAGCCCUGUCUGUAAAAGUCCAACAGCAAUCAGUUCAAUUUAUGGUACCUCCCAGAAGGAGGAGGCAGCAGCUCCUGGUGGAGCAGCCUUCUCAAAAAGGUAUUUGGAAGAGCAGAAGACUGAGAAUGGGAAAGACAAGGAACAGAAACUAACAAAUGUUGAAAAGGAAAAAAUGAAAGAAAAAGGAAGCUUCUCGGAGUUGGGGUUAGCCGAUAGUAAAACAAAACCUGAUCCCUAUUCCUCCAAAACCGAUCCAGAAAAGUCUUAUCGUGGCAGCCAGUCACCUAAACGCUAUAAGGUUCGGGAUGAUUUUGAGAAGGUGAAGAUGGCAGAAUUCCACAAGGAAGGUCAUUAUGGCAAAGAGGAGAUGGAUGAGCAGGAGAAAAAAGAUAAGGCUAAGGGCCGAAAGGAUUCAGAGUUUGAUGAUGAGCCUAAAUUCAUGUCUAAAGUGGUGGCGACCACUAGCAAAAACCAGGAUGAGGAUAGGCCAGGAAAAUGGGAAGGUGUAGUGUUCUUGCCAUCGGCAAAAGAGAAGCAAAGGAAAACUGAGGAAGUGGAGGAGGAAACCUAUUCUGAAAGGUCUAAGAAAGAAGAGAAAGUAGCAUCCAAAAGAGGUGAAACGGGUCACAGAGGGUUUGUUCCUGAAAAGAAUUUUAGAGUAACCACUUACAAAGCAAACCAGGAGAAAAGUACUUCCCCUCCACCAAGAAAGGCCUCUGAGACCAAGGACAAACCAGGCAACAAAGGAGAUGGGCUAGCAGCGGGCAAAUCUUCCUUCUCCAUUACCCGAGAGGCCCAAGUCAAUAUCCGAAUGGAUUCUUUUGAUGAGGAUCUUGCACGUCCGAGUGGUAUAUUGGCACAGGAACGCAAACUCUGUCGCGACCUUGUACACAGCAACAAAAAGGAGCAGGAGUUUCGCUCCAUUUUCCACCAUAUUCAGUCGGCUCAGUCUCAACGAAGUCCUUCUGAAUUGUUUGCUCAGCACAUAGUGACUAUAGUCCAUCAUGUGAGAGAGCAUCACUUUGGGUCUUCAGGAAUGACACUGAAUGAGCGUUUUACUAAAUACCUAAAGAAAGGAAUGGAACAAGAUGCAGCUAAAAACAAGAAGAGCCCUGAAAUCCAUAGACGGAUAGAUAUUUCUCCCAGUACUUUUAGAAAACAUGGAUUCUCUCAAGAGGAAACGAAAAGCUCCAGAGAGCCUGGCUACAAGGCUGAAGGGAAAUACAAAGAUGACCCAGUUGACCUGCGCCUUGAUAUUGAACGUCGUAAAAAACAUAAGGAAAGGGAUCUUAAACGAGAUAAAUCAAGGGAGUCUGUGGACUCAAGAGAUUCUAGUCACUCAAGAGAGAGAUCAACGGAGAAAACAGAGAGAACUCACAAAGGGUCAAAGAAAAAAAAGCACAGGAGAGUGCGUGAACGGUCCAGGUCCAGUUCUUCAUCUUCACAGUCCUCUCGCUCCUACAAAGGGGAGGAUUACCCAGAGGAGAGUGAGGAGCGGGAGGAGAGCACCACCGGCUUCGACAAGUCCCGGCUGGGCACUAAGGAGUUUGCUGGACCUGAGAGGGGACGAGCUAGAGGGACCUUUUUCAGAGCGAGGGGACGAGGAUGGGGCAGAGGAACCUUUUCCGGCAACAACAACAACAACAACAGCGGUGGCAAUACUGAUUUCCAAAAGCGGAACAGGGAGGAGGAAUGGGACCCAGAGUACACACCCAAAAGCAAGAAGUAUUACCUGCACGAUGACCGAGAAGGUGAAGGUAGCGAGAAGUGGGUGAACCGGGGCCGCGGCCGAGGUGCUUUCCCCCGGGGAAGAGGCCGCUUCAUGUUCCGGAAAUCAAGCACAAGUCCCAAAUGGGCCCAUGACAAGUUCAGUGGAGAAGAGGGAGAGAUUGAGGAUGAUGAAAGUGGGGCAGAGAACCGGGAGGAGAAGGACAGCCUGCAGUCCGCAGCCGAGUAGCCCCCAUGCCUGCAUGUCCCCAGAGAGCCCUGGCAUGGGGAGUGGUGGGGGCUGGGGGCAAGAUCCAGCUGAUAGUGUUGGAGAUGGCCAGGGGACACUGACAUGCUGACCAUAGCCAGAGGCAAGCUUAGAAAUUGUCCCAGGUUAACUGUGGCUUCCAAGUUCUGCUUCUGAGAAUGUGGGCUAAAACCA
Messenger RNA from Gavialis gangeticus (Gharial), 3523 nucleotides. RefSeq names its product thyroid hormone receptor associated protein 3 (gene THRAP3). The record is from RefSeq and is a predicted model, not a curated record. The transcript is spliced from 11 exons. Gene Ontology annotation, cellular component: mediator complex. Gene Ontology annotation, biological process: positive regulation of transcription by RNA polymerase II. The coding region runs from base 434 to 3331 and encodes 965 amino acids. Gene Ontology annotation, molecular function: transcription coregulator activity; DNA binding. Lineage: Eukaryota; Metazoa; Chordata; Crocodylia; Gavialidae.